AUGUGGCUUGUAAAGUUGGCAAAUCCACUGCGUAAUUUUAUGAACCCCAUAUGGUCUCCUCUUAAUACCGUAGAGAAGUGUAUUGUUUUCCGUACACAGAAAAUAUACGGCUUGUGGUUUUGAAACCCUGGAUGCAAGUAUAAAAGCAGGUCGGGUUUCGAAUUAUUCGGAAAUUAGAAAAGUUUUUUAAAACCGAAUUAUACUCUUCCUUCGAGUGUAAAAUUGGAAGACGGCGUGAUUUCCUACCGAAUAAAUAAAACAAUGAAUAUUUUUAUGCAUGUUUUCCAUGAAAUAUAACUUAACUUUUAAGGGCAUCGAAAAUCAAUUAGAAAUUUGCAUGCUACUUAAGUAGUCGUUUUUUGCAUAGCAUAGGUCUUGCAUGCAGUCGGAAAUAAGUUCGUUCGAAAGAACGCAACAGGCUCAUUAUAUAAUUAUGCAUGAGAAUUAGUUUUACAACCCUACUCAGUCUUUUCGAAACGAGAACGCAUUUCGAAAUUUCGGUCGACGUUUCAUGAGUUAGCCCACCUACUGUAUGAUGACGACCUCCUGAAUAUGGUGUCGCGCUUCGAUGAGGUCAAUAGAUCCGUCCGUUUGUUUUUAGGCACUGGAAAGACCAAAGUUUUUUUCCCAGCUGCAUUUCUGACCGAGGGAAGCCAUCCCUCGGGACUAGCGACUGCCUACCUGGAGAAUUGAACUUCUUCCAAUUUUUCGGGCGAAAUCACUGCAAAGCGGACGGAAAAGAAGCCCAAGGGCCAGAGUCGGUGCUGCAGACAGGGAUUUAACAAUCCCACGGUGUUAGAAACUUGCCAUCACAUCCAGAUCAAUCCGGAGGUCAGCGUCUACCGCGCAUCCGUCCGGGCAGUACGGUUGUAAAUGUUUGGCCUGUGCGCUUGGAGAACGAGCAAAUGCUAGCGAUGCUGAUCCACUAAUGUCUGAGAAUGAUCCUACGAAUGACGUGCACGAUGUUCUUCUUGGAUGAAACUGUCUGCAGCAACAUCGCGCGGAUUUCAGUCCUCCAGAAAAAUCUGGUGAUUCGGUUUGGGCUCGUUGCUCAUCGCUCUCCUCUCCGACGUGUUUGCCGUCUAACUGAAAACCACUGGGAGGUCGGUUCUCAACCAAGCUCGACAUAAUUUUUCAAAAAAAUAGUGGUGGUUUUUGGGCCUUUGCAAUUCGUAGCUAUAGACAAGUCGACGCCAGCAGAGCGAUAUAAAUUGCAACAUCUAGGUUGAUAUGAUCGGGCAGAUUGGAAUACGCGGUCCUUUUUUUCUAGAAAGGUGUAAAAUGACCAUUUUGCCAGUUUGUGACAUCCGCUUACAAUUUACUUCCGUGGAAUUCAAGAAUGCACGAGGAAAAAUUUAACUCGAUGCCCUGCCAAUUUAAACUUUUGUAUUUUGUGUUCCAGAACUGCGAGAAUUUACGUGUGAGCUGUGCGACAAGGCCUUUGCCCUGAAACAGGAACUGAAGAAACAUGUCGACGGCGUCCAUAAAAGUAUGCUUCUUUUUGUUUACUUUCUCGCUUGCCCACACUUUUUUUCAUCAAGUUCACUUUUAUUUUUUUGUCUUCUACUCCUUCCCACACAAGAAGGUUUCUUAUGUCUGUUAUUUUCCGGACUCCCAUCUACGUACAGUGCACGUACUCUCACGAAACAUUGACCGAAAUGCCGAAAUGUGUCUUCGUUACGAAGGGACUACUUAAGUAGGGUUGUAAUAGUAAUUAUUUGGCAGAAUAACCAUGAGAUAUUUCAGUCACGCCAGGGUGCCAGCAUUUUAAUGAGUUCCCUUUCAGCCGUCUGCCCUUACAAAUUAAAGUAUGUUAUAUAGGAAACAUGCACAAGCGUAGAAGGAGGGAGUUUGUGAAACCUACGCGUAAAUUCAUUGCGGGCAAGUAUUGUUGAUCGCUGUCUCUAGACGUCUUACUGGGUCGCCUGCUGCGUCCCCUUGAAAGGCAGUUCUAUAAAUACGUCAUUCUUUUCUGCAGUUGCCAUUUUGGGGGGCGCACUGCAAGGCCUAAAAUGGUGGAGAGGGAUGCGUUGGCCAUGCAAUGAGACGCCUAAAAAAGAGUACGUGAACACAUACCGGCCUGGUUAGUCAGAGGUGAAAACAGAUUGAUUUCGAGUUCUAUUCUCGCACACCUUGUCAAUACAAAUCAUUAGGUCGAUGCCGAAGAAGCCUUUCAGGUUAUCUACCAGACACUGGCAAACUUCCCCAGAGGCCUACGUCAAAAGGUGUUGGCUACAGCCGAGGGAGUGGCUAUAUGGCUGGCGAAUCCAAUGCUAUGUUGUCGGUGGACGUUGACACAGGCACUCUGUCUUCCGUGGCCAACGCCGAUCCCAGAUGGCUAUUACACGUCGUCCCAACUCCCUGAUAGCAGUGAUGUGUACUCCAAGUAUCCGACUUACGAAUAUCGCUCACAGCCUAUGCCACGCCCACCCUUGCCCCAAUGAUCAUAACACGCCAACGUCGUCAUGCGGGUGGCGUGGAAACGAUAACUGUUAACAGCCCCUGAGUCACUUAGUAAGCCUGCGGAUUUCUCACAUUUUCAAUUUCUAUAUAACUGUAUUGGCUUGAUGAUGAGUUACCGCAGACUCGUGCUCGCCAAAUUGACUUUCAAUCUCGUAUUCCAUUUCAAAAUUACACUGGAAGCCUCUAUUAGCCACGUCAAUUGACCGACUGACGAAUAAUGGGUAAACGGUCGAUCGUACUCCAACUUCAUGUGCGUCUGUGCCAUGGGCAACCAUUGGAGUUAACGUCUAUGAAUACGAGACCACAAAUUCAAAGGUCUGCCCAUGUUCACAGAAGAUACCGUCUAGCAGCCCACAGUGUGCUUGCACUCAUUCGUCUUGGCAUGGGGGAUUUGGUGGGCAGUUUCAGAAUCCCACACCAGAUAGCUAAAUGACAAACGAUUGCCUGCGCGUAUGUCGGCCUGUUAUGCUGGGUGUUGGCUAACUGCUUGCCGCUCUCGACAGAAAUUGUACAGUGUUACCGCUGGAGUGUCCUGUCUCGACCUACUGACUCGUCCAACACCGCUUUCGACAAGUGAUGCGGUCGGAAAAGUGUUAAGUCUGAAGUUGCACGAGGAAGAAAUUACCAUCGUUAAGCCCUCGUUGCAGCUUCGUCCUUGGUCAGUGCUGGGUAGUGUCCGCCGCUCCUUCAUGGACUGAUGGCAUCGAAUGCGACUAACGCCCUGGUCCCGUUUGUUUUUCAUGGAAAUGCUACAUUCUUAUAUGUUUGCUCAACAAUCUGUGAGUGGGGGGGGGGUGUGUUUAAUGCAUAUUUUGAAGUGAAAUCAAGGGACAGAGUGGAAACGCUGACUUCAGUUUGGAUUCUAUUAGGCGGUUAUUAACUGCUUUGAACAAAUUGUCGGCGAGCACACACACCUAUGCCGUCUAGGAUUGCAUGUGACCCUAUUGUCACAACGCGUAAUUGCUGUUUCCCAAGGCGGGUAGCUUUGUACAUCUCGAGUCUUCUGCAUCAAACUUAAACUUCACAGCCGGCUUCGAGGGUCUUGUAUCUUCCGGAUUCCCCAGUUUUGACCUAACAAUUCCUUCCUUGUCCUUUACAUGAAUCUCUUAAGGAUUUUGGAACUUCAGUUGGCUUUAUUUUUGAACCGUGAAAGUGUAGACCUAGCCAAAUCAAAAAUGCUAUUUUCCACGUUCCCAUUACCGGAUGCAUCCAUUCUACGUGGGGCGACGAUCCGCGGUCAUUUUGGAACGUUUGCCGCCUUGUAUACGCAUAUAAUGCGAAAGUUCGUUCGCUGUUAGAUGCUGUAUCGACCAGUUAUUUGGUGGUGGCAAUCUGCAAUUAUUAUUGGCAGUUAAUUUUAACGAAGGUUCUACGCAAUUCGUCAGUAUUACUUCUGGCUGUCUUUAAAAAAGUCCUUCUACCGUUAUGUGGAAGAAGGCGUGCGAAUGUGCGUAGUGAGAGUAUAGAUGCCUUAUUACGCUGUACGAUCCCUGUCGACCUUUUCAGCCUUUAGGUGAUGUUCCGUCUCAAAGGACAUGCGUGCAUGCAAAAAGACGAAUUGAUGGAGCUCUUUUCCCUCCAGACUGUACGCUCGUGUAAGCUGGUACAUGGCGAAAAUUAAGUUAGUACUUCAUUGCUGACGGAGUACCAAGACGAAGACCUCCCACAAAGUUCAUUUCCGCUCUCCUCAGGGAGUCUGCAGGAAUUUCCCCCCCCCCUGACUACUUUUUGGCGCGGCUAUUACCCCAUUCGGCAAUUUCCAACAGACCACAUUCAUGCCUGUGACCCCUGCUCAUAGCACUUCGCCCUGUUUUCCAUCUCGCCCUUCAUGCGAUAAUUUAAUCAGUGCCUGCACAGUUCAGGCGGUGCUCAUUAGGGGCAAAACGACAACGUCUGCGCUGGUUACAUUUGCUGCGUUCGCCCCCCUUACAGACAGUCGAAAAGCCAGGCUUUUAGAAUGCCUGUUUUCUGUGGCUCCUUGUUGUUGCUGUCGACUGUGCCCUCACCUUUGGCUUGCAUUGGGUGUCCUUUUCAGGUAUACUGCAGUAUACCCUUGUGACUUCUCAACCUCGUCUCUGACUUCUGGUUUAGAACCACGACUGUCAGUCUGAUAACUACAGGCAGGGGUUCAUGCAUACGUUUUAUUGCUCAGAGGAGUACCGACAAAGGCAAGGGAGACUUAAAUGGCCAUUUCUAGCUUAUUGACCGUUAUCGGCCAGCCAUACUCAGCCUCGGGUUUUUGCAGCACCGGGGAUUUGAAACCAAGGUCUUGGGUUAUUGAGUCGAGCCUCCUACCACAGAGUCACGAUUCCGUUGUCCUCUCGGUUGCGAUCGAGAAGAUUAUGUGUGUGUUGAAAUUGCGUUCAUCGAUCGGGUUACGGGGCAUGCUUGCAACCGACGAGACAACGGCCCGUGGCCCGAGGAUAGGACGUUCGACUCAAUGAACCAAGACGCCGGAUUCGAAUCCUGGGUACGGCCGGCUGGCUAGUGCGUUUAAUAACACAGAAAUGGCCAUUUUCAGUCUGGCUUGUGUUUGUAGAUAGUCUCCCGCUGCCUAUAUUAAUAUUCACCAUACAACUGCCGGCAGGACUCCAGAUCGAGCCUCAGAGCAUGACGGAACGAGCACGUCCCGUAAACCGAUCGGCGAACGCAAUUCCGACGUAAUUUUGUUAAUAAAGUCGAGUGGAGCUGGAAUAGUUCCCCCGCUUGGCAAUCGCCAUUGUCACCCAGCGAUAUCCCAAAUUUUGGCUUAUGAGCUUCACAGCCUCGCUCAUCAAUGCUGUUGGCAUCUCGGCAAUUCGUGUUCAUUCUCUGAUGCAGGAAUUCAUUUUUGAGAUUGCUAAAUGGCAGGAUAGGGAAACUGCGGUCUCUGUCCUAACACGAGGACCAAGUUAACCGGGCGAAAGUCUUUUAACUGCCACACACUACAGUUCUGGUCAGAUUUGAAAACUUGCGCCUCAAUGUUACAGCGUCAGGUCACUGGUGUGGGAUAAGAGUCGCCCUUACAGAAGCCUGGUUCAUGCAGGUCGUGUGUGUGGGACGUCUAGACGGACUGUUGAAUUUUGCCAAUCACUGUGCCCGCCUCCGGUUGUCUUGACACGGUCUUGUCAUAAGAGCCACCUGGGAUGAGAGAAGAGAGCGUGCGGCAGAUAAUACGUCUACCCUAGGUUGCCGGUGCUGCGCUCGCUCUGUGGCAGCCGGACCGUCAACGUCAGCUCACUUUUUAACCGCCACCUGUCGCCGACUUAACUAAAUCUGCCGCUUGUGUUUCUUUGUUUUAGAACUGCGGGCUCACCCCUGUGAGAUUUGUGGCAAAGCCUUUCUGGAGAAGCGAGACCUGAAGAGGCAUAUCGACUGUAUCCACAAAAGUAUGCAUUUUCUCCUUCACUAGUACGUUGUUUCUGGCUGGAUUACCUUUUGACUACUCUCUUUUGCUGAGCCGAAAGAGAGCAAAAUUGCCUCGCGACAUGCGUAAGUCCUUGCCCUAUGUGCACAAAGGCAUUCGCAGGCAGCGCCGUUCAUGUUGCUUCAGACAUUACGCCCUACCGCGUUACCGGUGCCGGCUCGAACAGUCCACUGGUACGUGGAAGAGAGAGAGAGAGCGCGGCCGAUUUUCUAUUUCUUAACCGAGGAGGUGGGCAGGAGGCGGAAUCCACCAGCCGUCGAAACUCCCGACCAACGCUUAAACCGUUGAUUUCAUGCGCUUUCUGGCUGGACUCGGAUAUUUCUCUCAUACCCCCUGAACUAUGGUGAUAAACUGUCUGUACUACGAGAAUGGUGGUGAUAGGGGCCUUUUAGGAGAGUGAUCGUAGUGUUCUUAAAAGUAUACAAAGGAAAAAUCAUAUUUGGCAAGAUAUGGUUAUGUAGCCGCAUCUGACUUACACAAUACUGUUGACCUACAUAAUUAUUUUCAGUUGGUGUGACUGCGUUGGCAUGCUGUUUCUGUGCGUUGCGGUGUGUGUUCUGUUGGCGGCCUUGUUUCUUUGUUGCCGUGUCUACCUUUUGGCCCAAUGCCGGUGGUCCUUCUUGACUGUCGGCCUGUCGUCCCCUUCCAACUUCCGGACUAGAUGUUUCACGAUCAGUGUUUAUUACUUCACUUAAGGGUUAGGGGUUAGGGUAAGUAUUUAUCAACCACCCAAAGUACAACGACACAUUCCCAAUAGCAUUUCUUUUGCAUACAACUACUUGACCUCGUUGCCUGGGCGUUCCCCCCACCUCUAAAGACCCCCUAUCUACCACCGGUCCAGUAUUACAGGUGGCUGGGGUUUGUUUGCCUCGGGUGCCGCUACAUCACAACAUCUGAUCUCAUGAUGCUUGUUUUGAUGCAUAAAAGGUCACUUUAUGUGCAAAAUAGUCCGUGCCAUAGCAAAUAUUUUUCCACUCCCUACUAAGUAUGAAGGUAACACAUCAGGCGACAGACGCCACCGAAUUAUCGGAAGACGAUAUUUUAUAUGGAAGAAUUUUGAAGUGAUUCGACGGUGGAAAAAUGGCGUGGCUUUAAACCACUCAUAACGUAGGUCGUGUAGGUGGCUAUUUCAGGGGUUAGAGGACGGUCAGUAAUAAGCCAAUUCCACUGCCUUUCCAUGCAUCAGCGGCUUCCUCGUUAUAUCACUUAUGCCACUUUUGCGACGCGCAUUUACACACUGUCCCCCUGUUUCUCUGUCAUGUCAGCACAGGAGACUUUCAACUGAGAAGUUCUAGGGAGGCCAAUUGAGUAGUUCGACACGCGAGGCCAUAAUGUUUAUCUUUUUUUCUACAGCCCGAUCACACAACAGAGCACUUCUGGCGACACUGUACGGACUGACCACCAGGAAAUUCAUUUUUGUUUUUUUUUAGAGCUGCGAGAAUGUGCAUGUCAUAUUUGUGGCAAAGCCUUUGCUCAGAAGGCGUGUCUGAAGAAUCAUGUGGAUGGUAUCCACAAGGGUACGCUUCUUGCCCCCUGAUUCAUUUACCCCAUAUAAUAUCUCUCCUCGCGAUCUGUCGACUAUGUCAACACCUCAUUCUUUUUCGCAUAAUUUAUCUAUCUGAAGAAAGUUUUACGUCUGUUGUUUUAUCAGAAUUCUCGUAGUAGUUGCCAGGUUGACUCAACGACGCAUAGGUUUGCAGAGCCGGUUUUGACGGCCGCUUUCGUAUGUUUAUUGUUUAACAUUAAAAUGGGGACUUUUGGGAAGAUUUUCUUGCACAUACUCUGACUUAGGAUUGCCAACAAAACAUGUGAUUACAGGGCAGCUUUUUCAGAGUCAACAGAUCGUUCUUACGGAACUCACUAGUUCCGUUGUGCCUUACGCGCUCUCUCUCGAGCCCAACCAGCAGCCACCAUUGUAUAUUCCCGAUCGAAACCGACAGGGCAACGGGCUCGCGGCCCAGUGGUUAGAGGCGAGGACCUCUAGCAGGUCAAGAGUUCGAACCUCGGGUGUUUCACAUUUCGGGGUCGGGUAUGAGUGGCUGACGACGGCUAAUAAGCCAGAAAUGGCCACUCCAGUCGCCCUUGUCUUUGUCGGUAAUAACAUAUUGCGUAUAUCAUGCGCUGCUGUGCGGCUGCUGGUUGGGCUCGAGAAAGAGCCCGUAAGGCACAACGGAACGAGUGAGUUCCGUAAGAACGAUCGGUGAGCGCCCCUCUACCAUUAAAGAACAGUAGCUAGCGGUGACUCAUUAAAUUCGACAACCUAACUAUGACGCAGUUCACCUUCGAGGUGUACUUGCCAUGGCUUUGUUUACGUGUGCAUGUUUAGGUCCGACAUGAUGUGAACGCCUUGAAGUUACAGGCUGUGGUCUCCUUGCUGCCAAACCGAGUGUUAUAUUUCUAAAAUCUAAGAAGUUGAUUUCUAGAAAAUGGACAGACAAGGAUCAAGAGCGAGAUCCAUCCUUUACACUCCUCAAGUACAACUACUACUACUACUUGUCUUUCAGAACUGCGGCAGUAUACGUGUGAGAUCUGUGGCAAUGCAUUUAAGGAGAAGGGGCAUCUGAAAAAGCAUGUCGAUGGCAUCCACAAACGUAUGUUGCUUCUGCCCCCCUGACUUACCACCUCCUUUUUUUCAACCAACUCCUUACUACACUGCCCUGAUCGCCCUCGCGACUGUUUAAUGCCUGCUGGUUCUUGACGAUGAUUGUCUCCUCUCGGCACGUUUGUCUCUUAGUGUCACCUUACGGGGGAUACCUCGGAUUUGAAGCCCGAUGUGGCUGCGCACGGACCCAGACGCCUGGUCAUUUGACUACUGAAUGUUAAUGUAAUGGCUUUUCCCAUCUUUUCUGUACCUAUAGGAGAUGUGCUAACUCAUGAAACGUUAACCUAAAUUCUGAAAUGAGAUUUGGACUCAAAAAGAUUACUCAAGUGACGUUGUAGUAUUAAUCGCCGUGCAGUAUAAUCCCAAGAUGAUUCAGUCACUUCGGGAUGCCGGCUUUUAAAUGAACUUCUUUCAGGCUGCCUGCAGAAACUACACUCUGUAAAAAUGACUACUUGGCAAACUCUUAUUUUGUAGGCGCACCUGUUAGGGGUGAAGGUUAGGGGUUAGCGCUUAGUGUUAGGGGUCACGGGUUAGGGUUGUAGUUCUGCAUUAAACCUCUUAUUAUCACUGGUCCCGUAUGACAAGUGGCUAGAGCAUGUCUACUUUAGAUUCGACCGACUACUUAUUUAGUAGGAUUUUUUCUCAUUGUUUUUUGGUGCCCUUAGACAUUAAAAUAUAUUUCAUCGAAAACAUGCAUAAAAAUAUUUAUUCUUUCACUCAUUUGGCGGCAAAUUACGUCUUCUUCAUUUUUUUUAUGAUUUAAGGAAGGGCAUACUUUGGUCUUGAAAAGUUACUUAUUAUGGGAUUUUUUAAAACCGUGAAAUGCCUGUUCAUAAAACAUCGUGUCUCUGCAUUUACUAAUGUUUCUUGUUAAGUUUACAAUAUGGCUCAAUUCCACUGCUAAAUUUUAUGAACCCUGUAUCAUCGCCCUCUAAUAGCAUAUAGAGAUGUAUGAUUUUCCGUACGCGGAAAAUACACAGCGUGUAGUUUGGAAACCCUGAAUGCAAGUGUAACGGCAGGUCGGGUUCAAAAGUAUUCGGGAAUUGGAAGUUUUUGAAACCGGAUUAUACCCUUCCUUCAAGUAUAACACUUGAAGAAGACUUAAUUUCCUACCAAAUGAAGUAUAAAAAUGAAUAUUUUUAUGCAUGUUUUCUGUGAAAUAUCUUCGAAUCUACAAGGGCAUCUACAAUCAAUGAGAAAAGUUCAUACUAAUUAAGUAGUCGUUUUUUACAGUGUAGUUUUUGCAGGCGGCCGAAAAGAAAUUCAUUUAAAAGCCGGCAUCCUGAAGUAACUGAAAUACCGUGUCAUCAUUCUGUCGGGUAAUUAGUAUUACUACCCCACUUAAGCAAUCUUUUCGAGUCGAAGACGUAUUUUAGCAUCUCAGUAAACAUUUCAGGAGCUAGCACAUCUGCUGUAGAUCCGCUGACACUCUAAAAGUCGUCUUUGCCUGAGAUCACACAAUUUCGGUCCACUAAGGUUAAACAGAAAUCAGUUUAUAACCGAACGAUUAGUUGUCACUUUUAAGGAAAUGCAGUGGGUUUGUCUUCUGGAAAAGGCGGUGGAGCAUAACGGCUGUAAUGAACCAUCUAACCAUUAUAUCGACCACGAAGCAUAGGAAGUACCGCGAGGGGGAGUGAGAUUAUGAACAACACGUCUGUCCUACGAGUGUCCCUAAUAAUUAAAUAAGAAAAAGUGACUAUAGAACAAUGAGGGAUAAAUUCUAAAAGUAGUAUUGAGAGUUCCAACGUCGAAUGCCAAAUAACAGUAUUAGUCCACAGACCAAGCGAGUUCUACCCCGGCAAUUCAUUUUCGCUGUUUGAGGUAGGGGAUUCCGUUUUUUACAUGUAGUUUAAUAGAAAGCUGAGGAACUGCAGUCCAGGGUAGAUCUCAGAGAAAGAACCCAUAAUAUUAGCAUGUAUUUGACUUUAUGAAAAUGUUUAAGCCCCUCGAAGUGGCAUGUUUCUUACUACGGUUAACUGAAGACAUGAUUUCGUUUGCAGAACUGCGGGAGCACGCAUGUGAUGUUUGCGGCAAAGCAUUUACGGAGAAGAAGACUCUAAUGAUGCAUAUCGAUGGCAUCCACAAAAGUACGUCUUUUCUGCUCACCGAUUUACCUCCCUGCAAAUGCACUCUUUUCCCGCAAGGGUUCUCAUGGUCCUGAAUAUGCCGCAGUUAAUUAAAUAGAAAUAUUUCUAACUUACAGCUAUAGGAUGUGCGGCGCCUACCCAGAGACAUACGCUGAUUGGCUUUGCUCGCGAAACAUGGAUUAAUCUUCUAAAACAUUGCCUGAGUGGGACUACAGUACUGAUUAUAUAGUAUAGUAUUUACUGGAUACCAGAAUUUCGGCUCUUAAAUAUGCGUCUUCCUAAUCGUCUGCGAAGUCACACGUCGAAAGGGUCUAUUUAAGUAGUAUGCACCUCAAUUAUGUUUUUGGUAGCUUUAUAGAUCAAAGCAUUUCCAUAGAGUGCGUGCACAAACACUUAUUUAUUUUGUUCAUUCUAAAUUACCCACUUGGUUUUACAUGGGUUCCUAAUUAGGAUGAUUUUUGCGUAGGCGGAAUGUGGGUCCUGAUCAACUGUAAUUCACGAAAUGCGACGUCCAUGCAGGUCCACUUUUUAGGAGUAGUUGACCUUGGUUUCGCCUACACGCAGAGUCUUUUUAUUUCAGACGUGAUGUGAAAUAUUUGCCGCUUUCAAUAUGCAAUUGUUUUGUUUCGUGCAAUUCAACUGGCCCCGAAGUCAUCUUUAGGAAGUUUGCAUUUAUUUUUUUCUGAAUAAUUUGCAACUGUUAGUCAAUCAAACAGGGGCUCUUUUACUGACUCCUCUUAUUGUUUAUUCCUCAGAACUGCGGCAGUAUACAUGCGAGCUUUGUGGCAAGGCCUUUACUCAGAAGAAAUCUCUGAAGAGACACGACGACAGUGUCCACAAAAGUAUGAUUCUUUGGUACCCGUGGGCUUGCAACUUUCCAUUUUCUGUGCUGCGGAUAAUUUGCUUUAAAUCACAGGAAGUCGGGUCUGUCAGCUGCUGCUGACGUUGUACCUUGAGUCGAUAUUAUUAAUUUUGGGAUUUGCAUGAUACGUAAGCUCCUGGAAGCAGAUGGUGUGCCGACCAAAAUCAUCGCCAUGACGGAGGCCUACUACUACUACUACUACUACUACUACUACUACUACUACUACUACUACUACUACUACUACUACUACUACUACCACUACUACUACUACUGCUACCACCACCACUACUACUACUACUAAUACUACUACUACUACUACUGCUACUCAUACUACUGCUACUACUAAAACCACCACGCGAGUUCUAGUCCAUAGCGAUCUCUCCCAGCCUGUCGACACUCGAUCUGGUGUUCUGCAAGGUUGUAUCCUGUCGCCCAUUCUAUUCAGCUACACUUUUGAUUAAAUUCUCGAGGGAGCACUACACGGAGUUGACGGUGUCAAGUUUAUACUCGGCUGCCAGCCGACUGAUCUCGACUACGCUGAUGGUAUCGCUUUACCGGGCUUUAGGGUUUGAUGAUCUGCAGCCUGUGGUUUUACGAGUGAAUGAGGUCGGUAAAGCAAUCGGUUUGUCCAUGAACGCUGGGAGGACCCAAGUGCUUUAAAGCUGCAUGCCUGACCACAAGGCACUUCUUGAGAUUACUGACUGUCAGCCUGAAGACAUUUUUGGUUUAUUUGUCGUCGUCAGCCAGUCAUGCUCAACCCCGAAGUGUGGAACACCUGGGAUACGAUUCCGCGACCUGUUGGCUAGAAGUGCAACGCUCCCUAUCCACUGAGCCACAGGCUUGUUGUCCUUCCGAUUGCGAUCGGGUAUAUACAGUGGUCGCGGGGGAGGUGCUCACCGGUCGUGUUACGGAACUUACUCGUCCCGUUGUGCCUUUGGAUUCUCUCUCAUUAAAAAAUUACGUCUGGAUGUAAACCAAUGCAGACAUUUCAGUAGUACCGGCUCCUCGAGGCGGGACAGGCCAGUGAAUGUUAUUCUGCCGGCGAUUGGCCAACCAAAACCUCUGCAGAACAACGCCUUCUUUGAAACAUAGUAGGCAGUUCUCCAUAGUUUUUAAUUACCUCGCGCAUAUACUUGAUUCCUAUUGAAAAAAAUACAGUUCAUGAUGUCGUCGCCUGCCUACUCGACCAACUCCAAAUUUGUGAAUUCAUGGUGCCACCUCUUUCUCUGUGAUAUGCAAUCAACCAACACCUGCUCAAUUUGCACGACCUGAGUUGCAAACAGUUGCAGUCAGCAGUAUCUGAUCCGUUGACGUAAACACCUGUUUUGAAUCGACGCCUGUGCAGGGUAAUGCCAUUUGCUUGUUCAUCAGUUCGAAGUCUACGGGGUAAUAGCGUCGUUCUAUACCUUGCUUUUUAAUACGAACGCCACAUAUGUCCGUGCGCUUAUUUUCCGUUUACUUCAUCCUCGUGAAUGCGUAAUAUGAACUGUUCAGAAGCCCCGAUCGACUUUGAACUGGGCAUUUUUGCAGCCCGUUAAGACGUUAGAGUCUGCUUGACAGCGUUUUACGAGCCAGCUACCAAUUUCCACUUCUAAAACGUUAAAGCACCCUUUUUCGGAUGCCACUCUUAUUUAGUAGGAUCAGAAUUGCAGGGCCCAUGCGUCACUGAGUAUGUCGCCCAGAUCCAUCACCCUAACACGUUUUGUUUCGGCUAGGACUUUAUUUACCAGUGAACUAUUGGUUUUUUUGCAGCCUGCGGGGUUGUCCUAUCCCAUUUGGUUCCUCGCAUGCCCAUAGGAUUGUUACGUGCAAUUCUCAGACCUCAGCCAUUCUACUGGGCUAGGAGCUCUCCUGACGGCCUAGGGUGCGCCAGUUAGUGCAACUACCCGGAAGUAGGUAGCGUCUCUGUGAACAACGUGCGACGUGAGGGAAUCGCGCUCCUCGUGCGCUCCGGCCGACCUGACCGAAUCUAUGGGACACUCCAGACACCGUAGCGUGGGCAGAUGACUCACCCAACACCGAGGGAAUGCGCAACGCAACCGUCGUAAUAGUAAACCCACAGAAAUGCAAACAACAGACCUCACAUUGCGACUAAGGGUUGAACUACUAGACAGUCUUCGAUUAUUAGAAGCGGUAUUUGUAACCUGAAAAUGCAAAAUCAAAAUAAACGUUACGUUGGUCAUCCUUUUCCCUCCAGCCUCUUACAACUUACGUCCUAGAAACAAUGUGCGAAUCCAUGUGUCGAGGGCCGGUAUGUGUUGGCAUAUCAGAGCAGGUGCCUUUGUGAACGAUUUUCUGGUACGUGCAUGUCAGUCAUCGGCUGGUUCCGGGAGCCGAAUCGGUGCGGAUGCGUGGUCGACGCUAGACCACCACGUGGAUGGGGUUGACUGCACGUUCGUCAUGGUAACCUAAAAGCUGCACAUGGCUACUCCGGUGGGGAGGAGACAUACAGCCUCUUUAAGUGGAAAAUGUGUAUUUCUUUUGGUCAUAUAUGUUUAUGUAGCCGCGCACCUGAGGUAAACAAACCCCAGCCACCUGUAAUACGGGACCAUUGGUAAUAGGGGGUUUUUAUAGGUGGGAUCGGGGAAUGCACAGGCGACGAGGUCAAGUAGUUGUAUGUAAAAGAAAAGUUAUUGGGAAUGCGCGGUUGUAGUUUGAGUGGUUGAGAAAUACUUGCCCUAGCACUAACUCCAAUAGUAUUGUGUUCAUCAGGUGCGGCUGUAUGACCAUAUCUUGCCUUUCUUCUAAGUAAAGUAACUGUGCCAUUUCACCCUUAUGAAACAUCUUCAGAACUACGAGCAUACUCAUGUGAACUUUGUGGCAAAGCAUUCGCGGUGAAGGGCAACUUGGUGAUUCACGUCAAGGGUGUCCAUAAAAGUACGUCUCUUUUUCUUUUCACUCGGUACUUUUGUUUGCCACAAUCGCCCAACUGGGGAAUCCUUCUUCUGCUGCGCAUGGACUCGUCAGGAUACUGGCUUUUGGAUGCUCUUUUUUCGACCUGUUAUAACCGCCCUCAAUAAAACGGCUACUUAAGUAGCAUGUAGUUUUCGCAUUUAUUUCCGAUAUCCUUGUAAAUUCAAACAUAUUUUUCAGAAUAUAUGCACGCAAUAUGCCUUCUUUCACUCACUUUCUAGGAAAUUGCGUUUUAUUCGAAUUUUAUACCCUGAGAAAAGAUAUGUUUAGGCUUUGAAAACGUGUUUCGACCCGUGAAUAAUUUUAAGCCAGAUCAGUCGUUCCAUUAUCUUAGGUGUAUUCUUUCGGCGUAAGGAAAGUCAUACACACCUGAAUGCCUUUAAGAAGAUGCCGUGUAGAGCUCAUAAAACUUUGCAGUGAAUACGGACUAUUUUGUAUGCUUUAUGAGGAGCAUUGAUACAAUAAAGGUACGGAUGUUGUAUGAAUGGACGUUGUACUGCCUUAAAAAAUCUCAUAGUUGGAAAAUUUAACACCGAAAAGCACUGUUUCUUCGACGCCAUGAUUUGCCGCCAAAUGAGUAAAAAAGGCAUAUUUUGCGCAUACUAUCUAUCAGAUAUGUUUUAAUUUAUAAGGCCAUCAGAAUUCAAUGUAAAAAAUGCAUACUAUUAGUCAUUUUACUUGGUACGGUUUUUAGCGGUCGAAAAGAAGUGCAUUCAAAAGCCAGCAUCCUGACGAUUCGGAGGUAUUAUAUGAUAAUGUCGCAUGAUCAUCACCAUUACAGCCCUGCCUAUGUAGCUCUUCCUAAUCUAAAACGCAUUUCAGAAGAUCGGCUAAGAUUUCAUAGGACCGGUCCUUGACUGUACGUAACAAGCCAGUUGCCCUUUUUAUGAAUCUCAUAACACACAAGGGGACUAAAUCUGUCGGCGGGCGAGCCGCAAUGAAACAUGGCUACCUAAACCAAAUAAGUAGACACGUUCUGGGAAUAACGACUGGGUGGUGCCACAUACGCCACGCUUGUCUGAGAGGAUAUUUACAAGUGAACUGCUUCCACAAUAAGGUGUCCUGCACCGGAGACUAGUUUUGACGUAUCAUGAUAGGCCAUCGGACGAAUGGGAGGGGACAGGAUCGUGCAUCUUUUGCCUUACAGCCAAGUAAAAGGAUAUCGUUUGGAGUGUGUAGCAAAUGAAUCGCCCUUCGAAGUUCCCAAGAAAGAGAGAUAAUUAAGAAUGUCUCGUGUAUGAGAAAGCUCUCGUAUCAGAUAAAUUUUGAUGCAUUAUUGGCAUCUGACAAAUUAGUUUCAACUCAUAACUUGAAUCGAAGGCAAGCCCAAUCUUUGAUACGUUUUUCCAUUUACUUUUCAGAGCUGCGAGAAUUUGUUUGUGAGAUCUGCGGUGAAGCCUUUUCACGGAAAGGAGACAUGGCGAGGCAUGUUGACAGCAUCCACAAAAGUAUGCUUUCUCGUCAUAAUCGACUAAUUUAGUGUUUUUCAUUGUUUUCUUAGUUUAAUGUCUGCUUUUUUCUUAUGACUGUCAUUCCAAUCUGUUUUUACUCGGUUUGCCCACGAGCUCGCAAUGUCGGAGGUGCGAGAGAGGGGACAUUCCCUCACGACUCCUUAUCACUAAUAAGUCUGACGUAAUUCUGCGCCCUAAAUACUAGACAUUGAGGGGUUUCCAAUUCACGAGGUAGCCGGACACUGAGUAUCAGGUCAAGUGAUACUGCAAGGUAAGUAGGAUCUGGUCCCUAUGAGACUGAAAUCAAACACGCGUGUGCCACGCGUAUAUGGGAUCUUUAUGGGCCACUCACUUCCCAUGGCCAUGUUUACUCGCUCAAUCUCGCCCCUCCGUUUUUAUCUUAUGGGUCCGGCAAAGAUGUAGGAUAUAGGUUACAGGGGCUUGUUCACCAUAACUGCAGUGUUGGCAAUUUCUGUCCCCCACGGGCAACGGGCAUUUCGUCGAAGGCCGGUCGGUAGGCAAUAUGCCCGACCUACACCCCCUUUUGGCUUUUGCUGGUUGGUGAGGCCGUUUUCUGGGAACAGUGCUUUUUUGAUGGAAUUAAUAUCAAUUCUUUGGGCGCAGGAUUUCCUUCUCGUUGAAGAGCGUCUUUUGUAACAAGUAAGUUUGUAACCAGUGUUUCUUUAAUCGAACUGUCAGAAGACUUUGCUAACUGAUGUUACGGUAGGUGUGGCAACUCAUGAAACGUCAACCGAAAUUCCGAAAUGCCUCCUUGUUUCGAAAGGUUUAUUUAAGUAGGGUUGUGAAACCAAUAAUCGUGCAGCAUAAUUAUAGAAUAAUUCAGUUACCUCAGGAUGCCGCCUUUGGAACGAACUUCUUUCCGGCUGUAAAAAAUGACUAAUGUAACAUACAUUUUUCUUAUUGAUUUGCGAUGCUCUUAAAAAUUCAGUCAUAUUUCAUAGAAAACUUGCAUAGAAUAUUCACUCUUGUCAUUCGGUAGAAAAUUACGUUUUCUCCCAAUUUUAUACUCCAAGAAAUGGUAUACUUCGGUUUAAAAAAACUUUCCCAAUUCCCCGAUUAUCUUGAACCCCCUAUCUGCUCUUUCGUUUGCAGUCAGUGUUUCUUAACUACAUGCCGUAUAUUUCCCGCGUACGAAAAACCAUACAGUUUUCUACGGUAUUAAGAGGAGACUAUAUAGGGUUCAUAAAUUUUGGCAGUGGAUUUGAACCAUAUUGUUGACUUUACAAGCCACCUUGGUAAAUGCAGAGACAUGGCAUAUUCACGAAUGAAGGCGAAAUUUCGAGUUCCAGGUGUAUACAUAUUUGAAGAAGAAGAAGAAUCGAGCACCGGAACAAUUCGUUUAUUAUCCUGAGCUUUCAGACUCGUACAGGAGUCCAUCGUCAGAGGUAGUGGCAGAAACAGGACGAGCGGCAGUUAUAAGGCACGUAGACCCAAUCAUCGACCGACGUCGCACGACUGGAGGUGACUACGAAGGGCUCUGUACGCCGGCGCCAGAUCGAUAAAUCGAUUGACCGAGUUCUCAUCCGAGGCCCAGGCUUCAAUCAAUUCUCGGCCUGUUUUGUUUCCGGCGUGGGCGACUAUUUUGGUGGCUGUGAAGUCAAACUCGUGACCCAUUUCGUAGGUGUGGGCGGCCACUUGUGACAAUGCGUCGCCUCGCCGCACAGCCAGCUUAUGUUCAUGUAUGCGCGAUCCGAGCAUGCGUCCAGUCUGUCCUGUGUAAUUACAAGGACAAUUUUGACACGGAAUGCGAUACACUACUCCAGAUUGCUCUUCAGGUUUUAACCGGUCUUUGAUCUUCAUGACCCUGUUGCGCAUGGUGGCUUUGGGGCGGUGUGCGAUUCCAACCCCUAGCUCCGCAGCAAUGCGCUCGGUCGCUUCUGAAACACCCUUGAUGUAUGGCAGAGCAUGCCAUAUCGUCGGUGGCGUUGAUGUUUGAGUUCUCUGGUGGCGACCGCGUAGGCAGCGACUUAUGAAUGCCCUCGGAUAGCCAUUUUGCACAAACUGGUCGCGGAGAUAACGGGCCUCACGCGCUCUGUCUUCCAGUUUGCUGCAAUGAGUUUGGAUCCGUUUGAAGAGCGUCUUCACACAGCUUCGUUUGUGAGCCACCGGAUGGUUGCUGUGAAAACUGAGAAGCUGUGUGGUGUUCGUUGCCUUCCUAUAAACCGUCGUUUCAAGUUCACCGUUAAGGUUUCGUCUGACGAGCACAUCCAGGAAGGGCAACUGCUGCUCCUGUUCUUCUUCUCUCGUGAAUUUUAUAUCCGGGAAGACUGUGUUGAGCAGGCUGUGAAAAUGUUGCAGCAUGGCAUAUUAGAAACAGCCAUUUCACGGUAUUAAAAAAUCUUACAAUAAGGAACUUAUUUAAAACCAAAUUAUACUCUUCCUUUGAGUAUAAAGUUGGAAGGCGUAAUAUUCUACCGAAUGAGCAAAAGAAUGGAUACUAUUAUGCAUGUUUUUAUAAAACACAAUUGCAUUUUGAAGGGCAUCAAAAAUCAAUGAGAAAAAUUUAUGCUACGUAAGUAGUCCUUUUUUACAGUCUAACUAUUAGAAGGGGAAAGGAGAAAACUUUAUUGAGUAAAUUGUCGACGUCGGUUCACCAUGUCGUCGUCAGAUUGGAUUAACUUUGCAAAAAACACAGUUAUUGCAUGCAGCCGGAAAAAAGUCCGUUUUAAAGCCGGCACCUUAAGGUAACUGAAUUAUUAUUUAUUAAGCUGCACGAUAAUUACAGUAGAUGUGCUAACUCAUGAAAUGUCAACCAAAAUUUCGAAAUUCGUUCUCGUUUCGAAAAGAUAAAUUAAGUAGUGUUGUAAAACUAAUCAUGAUGCAGGAUAAAUCUAUAAUGAUUCAGUAACCUCAGGGUGUCGACUUUCGAAUGACCUUAUUUUCGGCUGCAUGCAGGAUCUAUACUCUGCAAAAAAAUGACUACUUAUGUAGUAUGCCAUUUUCUCAUUGAUUUUCGGUGCCCUUGAAAAUUCAAUUAUAUUUCAUGGCAAACAUGCAUAAAAAUAUUCAUUCUUUGACUUUUUCGGUAGAAAAUCACGUCUUCUUCCAAUUUCGUACUUCAAAGAAGAGUAUAAUUCGGUUUUAAAAAAUCCUUCUAAUUCGCGAAUAAGUUUGAACCCGACCCGCUGUUACACUUGCAUUCAGGGUUUCAAAACUAUAAGCUGUAUAUUUUUCGUGUACGGAAAACCAUGCAUUUGUCUACGGUGUUAAGAGGAGACUAUAUGAGGUUCAUAAAAUUAAGCAGUGGAUUUGAGCAAUAUUGUUAGCUUUACAAGCCACAUUCGUAAAUGCAGAUACAUGACGUUUCACGAACGGCCAUUUAACGGUAUUAAAAAAUCUCACAGGUAUAAACUUUUUUAAAACCGAAUUAUACUCUUCUUUUGGGUACGAAAUUGGAAGAAGACGUAAUUUUCUACCGAAUAAGUAAAAGAAUGAAUAUUUUUAUGCAUGUUUGCCAUGAAAUAUAAUUGAAUUUUCAAGGGCACCGAAAAUCAAUGAGAAAAUGACAUACUACAUAAGCAGUCAUUUUUUGCAGAGUGUAGAUCUUGCAUGCAGCCGAAAAUAAGGUCAUGCGAAAGUCGACACCCUGAGGUAACUGGAUCAUUAUAGAUUUAUCCUGCAUCAUGAUUAGUUUUACAACACUACUUAAUUUAUCUUUUCGAAACGAGAACGAAUUUCGAAAUUUUGGUUGACAUUUCAUGAGUUAGCACAUCUACUGUAGUUUUGCAGCCAUACUUAAUUAAUCUUUUCGAAACAAAGAUGCAUUUCGGAAUUUCGAUUGACAUUUCAUGAGUUAUCCCACCUACCGUAUUUAGUCUGAACAGAGGGUAAGAUCAGACGUAACAUUGCUCAUUUUGUCGCGUGUCGUUGACCUUAUGUUCCCGUCGCCUUUGCGGUUUUCUCCUGAGGAUUUUUCGUCAGCGAACCUAUUGCACUUGCAAAAAGUGGACUAUGAGUGAUGCCUAACCUAGCUUUUUUACUUCGUUUCAGGAACUUCGAAAGACUGUCCUUAG
Messenger RNA from Spirometra erinaceieuropaei, 19818 nucleotides. Lineage: Eukaryota; Metazoa; Platyhelminthes; Cestoda; Diphyllobothriidea; Diphyllobothriidae. The record is from the annotation of a GenBank genome assembly.